GGAAGUAUUUCCCCACCUCGUCCACAGCUCCUAUGGCGGCCGCCGCAGCGUCCCGGACGCUGUUGCCGGUGGCCCGACGACAGCUAUGGGGAUUUACCCGCAGGCUCCCAGUUCGCGGCGCCGGUACGCAGCCAUUGUAUUUUGGAGGGGACAGACUAAGAAGUACACAGGCUGCUCCACAAGUUGUUCUGAAUGUUCCUGAGACUCGAGUAACAUGUUUGGAAAAUGGACUCAGAGUAGCUUCGGAGAACUCCGGGCUCUCCACGUGCACAGUUGGACUGUGGAUUGACGCUGGAAGCCGGUAUGAAAAUGAGAGGAACAACGGAACAGCUCACUUUCUGGAGCAUAUGGCUUUCAAGGGCACCAAAAAGAGGUCCCAGUUAGACCUCGAACUUGAGAUUGAAAAUAUGGGCGCUCAUCUUAACGCCUAUACCUCCAGAGAACAGACCGUGUACUAUGCCAAAGCCUUCUCUAAAGACUUGCCAAGAGCUGUAGAAAUUCUCGCUGACAUAAUUCAGAACAGCACAUUGGGAGAAGCAGAGAUUGAGCGUGAACGUGGAGUAAUUCUUAGAGAGAUGCAGGAAGUUGAAACCAACUUGCAAGAAGUUGUUUUUGAUUAUCUUCAUGCCACAGCUUAUCAGAACACUGCACUUGGGCGGACAAUUCUGGGGCCAACUGAAAAUAUCAAAUCUAUAAAUCGUAAGGACUUAGUGGAUUAUAUAACCACACAUUAUAAAGGACCAAGAAUCGUGCUGGCUGCUGCUGGAGGUGUUUGCCACGAUGAGCUGCUUGAGCUAGCAAAGUUUCACUUUGGUGACUCUCUCUGCGCACACACAGGAGAAAUACCAGCUCUGCCUCCCUGCAAAUUCACUGGAAGUGAGAUUCGAGUGAGGGAUGACAAGAUGCCCUUGGCACAUCUAGCAAUAGCUGUUGAAGCAGUUGGUUGGGCACAUCCAGACACAAUCUGUCUCAUGGUUGCAAACACCUUGAUUGGCAACUGGGACCGAUCUUUCGGAGGAGGAAUGAAUUUAUCUAGCAAGCUGGCCCAACUCGCUUGUCAUGGCAGUCUCUGCCACAGCUUCCAGUCCUUCAACACCUCCUACACAGACACAGGAUUGUGGGGACUCUAUAUGGUCUGUGAGGAAGCCACGGUUGCGGACAUGCUGCAUGUGGUUCAGCAAGAAUGGAUUCGACUCUGUACAAAUGUUACGGAGAGUGAAGUAGCACGAGCGAAAAAUCUUCUGAAAACAAACAUGUUGCUGCAGCUUGAUGGCUCAACUCCAAUUUGUGAAGAUAUCGGCAGGCAGAUGCUGUGCUAUAACAGGAGAAUUCCCAUCCCCGAGCUUGAAGCAAGAAUUGAUGCUGUGAAUGCGGAGAUGGUUCGAGACGUAUGUACCAAAUACAUUUAUGGCAAAAGCCCAGCUAUUGCUGCGCUAGGUCCUAUUGAGCGGUUACCAGAUUUUAACCAGAUUUGUGGUAACAUGCGCUGGAUUCGUGACUAACUUUUGUGAUCAAAUAUUCUGCAAUACAUAUUUAUAAAACUAGAGAUCCUGAAGUUUUUAAAAAGCUGUCAGUCUUCAAAUGAAAAAUAAAAUGUAUUUGGAACUUU
Messenger RNA from Mesocricetus auratus (golden hamster), 1609 nucleotides. It is a transcript of the gene Pmpcb, whose product is annotated as peptidase, mitochondrial processing subunit beta. Lineage: Eukaryota; Metazoa; Chordata; Mammalia; Rodentia; Cricetidae. Gene Ontology annotation, molecular function: metal ion binding; metalloendopeptidase activity. Gene Ontology annotation, cellular component: mitochondrion. The record is from RefSeq and is a predicted model, not a curated record. The coding region runs from base 33 to 1502 and encodes 489 amino acids. The transcript is spliced from 13 exons.